Messenger RNA from Physcomitrium patens, 1379 nucleotides. NCBI's taxonomy places the organism in Eukaryota, Viridiplantae, Streptophyta, Bryopsida, Funariales, Funariaceae. The record is from RefSeq and is a predicted model, not a curated record.
CCUGCUGGUGUCGUUGCUGUGCCACAUAUCCGCCGUUCUCUUCUCUCUUUUUCUUUUUCUUUCCACGAAACCGGCGCCAUUUUACGAACGCCUGCUGCCCUGCUGUUGCGGCCUCCGCUUUUUUCCACAGGACGCAGGGAGGUUACUGCGAGACGGGAGGUUAAAGAGGUCGGAUUUUCAAAGUGUGAAGCAGAAUCUGAGGCAGAUCAUUCUUCUGAUUGUUACUCAUCAGGAUCCGGUGAAGAGACCGAUGCUGAAGUGCCGGACGUGGCAGAUCCUUCGGCUUGUAAUUCCAACCUACUGCAAGACGCACAAAAUGGUAAGGGCUUUUCGCAGUUGACUUCAGUUAUUGGAAACAUCAAUAGUGUUGCAAAUAGUAGCAGGAGGGGUCCCAGAGAAGCGGUUGAUAUUGGCCGGAACUGGAAACCUGUCAAUUUUGGUGAGUACCAAGGUUUGGGCGAAAUCUUGCCCAUGCAGGCCUCUACUGUGGGUCCCGCUUCUUCUCCGCCCUCUUCGAAGCAGCAGACGGGCACUGAUAUAUCAGUAUCACCUCCUUUGGCGACUGCAGCUGUUGACAAACUCAUGAAAGACGGCAAUGAAAGCGACUCUGAUGUUAGGAGGGUUCCAGAGCUAUCUGCGAAGACUAGUGGAGGGGUUUCUGGGUCGCAUACACAAGAUAAAGGUCUCACUGGAUCUUCUCAUCGGAAAAGAGGGGGAGCUUCUGCUGAUAAAGAACACAAGCGUCUGAAGAGGCUGCUUAGGAACCGUGUUUCAGCUCAGCAAGCCAGAGAACGAAAAAAAGCAUAUCUCGGUGAAUUGGAAGUUAGAUCAAAGGAGUUGGAGCAUCGAAAUGCAGAAUUAGAAGAAAGAGUGUCCACCCUACAAAGGGAGAACCAGAUGUUGCGUCAAAUCGUCAAGAACACUGCUCUGAAGAAGACUUAUAGUGGUGGUAACGCUGAGGAUGGUGCGCAAUGAUGGAAUAUUCGAGAGAUGUGUGGCCUACCGUUUUUUGUUAUUCAUAAUCAACCAUUUAGUAUGUAAUGCAGGAAGUUUUUAUUUCAAGUAUGCCCCGCUUCACAUUAAGUUCAAAAUAAGUUUGGUAAUCGAAGGUCAGAAUUCUCUCAGCGUUGUCCUUCAUUCCAUCAACUUCCGUUGUUUUAUGGAAUGACCGUUGGAUGCUUUGUUGCUGUUACAAUCGCAAGAACUAUAUUUCCAUUGAAGUCAUAUUUUUGAAGCAAUUCUCAAUAACUGUAUGAAGGCCAUGGUUCAUUAUAACCAAGCGAUUCUUGAUAGCAUAAGUCAUUGUAGUUUUUCGCACAAUGAACGCUAAAAAAGGACUGAGGUUGGGAUAUGUCUUCUAUGUGUUUUAAACAAUCUAU